Molecule: messenger RNA, 402 nt
Organism: Penicillium verrucosum
Lineage: Eukaryota; Fungi; Ascomycota; Eurotiomycetes; Eurotiales; Aspergillaceae
Exons: 1
Coding region: 1-402 (133 amino acids)
Source: RefSeq, a predicted model, not a curated record
AUGUCCCGGAUGCCCGUGUUUGGACCGACCCUGGAGGCGGAUUACACAAAGAUAGUCCAGAUUGUGGAGACACAGAUUGAAACGCUGAUAUACAAAGCAUGGCGACGCCACGAAGUGAUCGAGAAACUUGACCACCUUUGUCGCGAGCUGGUAUUGCAAGCAACCUGCGAUGAACGUAGGCCUCGCAGUCAUCUCCUUGGGUAUACGCAAUUCCAACGUUUGUCCAUGACACUCAGACUUCGUUUACCAGAAGCAAUCCUCAUCCUCCAGAGUGACUGGACUAGUUAUAAGAUAAGUAACCGGGCCUUCGACUGGAAGAAAGAGGAUGUGAUUGAACACAAGGCGGUUUGUUUCCUCAAGGAGACACUCGUCGCUGCGCAGUCAACUGACUGGUAUCUUUGA